Messenger RNA from Manihot esculenta (cassava), 4705 nucleotides. RefSeq names its product DEAD-box ATP-dependent RNA helicase FANCM. NCBI's taxonomy places the organism in Eukaryota, Viridiplantae, Streptophyta, Magnoliopsida, Malpighiales, Euphorbiaceae. Gene Ontology annotation, molecular function: four-way junction DNA binding; four-way junction helicase activity; 3'-5' DNA helicase activity. Gene Ontology annotation, biological process: replication fork reversal; double-strand break repair via synthesis-dependent strand annealing; interstrand cross-link repair. The transcript is spliced from 23 exons. The coding region runs from base 134 to 4354 and encodes 1406 amino acids. The record is from RefSeq and is a predicted model, not a curated record.
AUCGUCCUUCCCAUUUGGGUAUUCAAGUUUUUGCCGCCAAUCUCACCUUCGCUCCGACACCUCUCUUCUCUGAGCUCAGGGUUUCUCUGCAAACCGCAGAUUUCAGUUCAAAACCCGUCUCCCAUUUCCUCAAAUGACCUCCACAAGUCCUCUCCACAUCGCUGACGACGACGACGACGAGUUCGAUUGGGAGGCAGCUGUGAAAGAAAUCGAUGUCGCGUGUGAAAGCGCCAACACCUUAACUUCACUCCCCAAUAACCCAUCUUCUUCACGUUUUGGUCCUCUUCAGAAUAAUUGUAAUUAUGUAUCUUCUUCUAAUAAUGUAUUGAAAAAGCCCUGGGCUUAUAAGCAAUCUACCCUCGAUAGUUUUAUCGGGAAGGGGGUGGGUCUUGAGAAUCCUGCUGAGAAUCCGGUGGUUGAUGAUCUAGUUCAGCAGGUUGCUGUUGAGGGCGAAGUUGAGAGGGUAAGCUACGUUGCGAUUGAUGCUGAAGCGGCUAAAACAUGGAUAUAUCCAGUUAAUGUGCCCCUUCGUGAAUAUCAGUUGGCUAUAACCAAGACAGCAUUAUUUUCAAAUACAUUGGUGGCAUUGCCUACAGGACUUGGAAAGACACUUAUAGCUGCAGUUGUUAUGUAUAACUAUUUCAGAUGGUUUCCAGAUGGGAAAAUAGUAUUUGCUGCACCAUCUCGACCACUUGUAAUGCAGCAAAUAGAAGCAUGCCAUAAUAUUGUGGGAAUACCACAAGAAUGGACAAUUGAUAUGACAGGUCAGCUAAGUCCUACAAAAAGGACAUGCUUUUGGAAAACUAAACGAGUGUUCUUUGUCACUCCACAAGUUCUGGAGAAGGAUAUUCAAGCUGGCACAUGUUUGGUGAAAAACCUAGUGUGUUUGGUUAUUGAUGAAGCUCAUCGUGCAUUAGGAAAUUACUCUUACUGUGUGGCAGUUCGUGAGUUGAUGUCAGUACCAGUGCAGCUAAGAAUAUUAGCUUUGACUGCAACACCAGGGUCAAAGCAGCAGGCCAUCCAGAAUAUUAUUAGUAACUUACAUAUAUCAACACUUGAAUAUCGUAAUGAAGAUGAUCCUGACGUGAGCCCAUAUGUUCAUAACAGAAAAAUUGAAUUACUUGAGGUUGCACUGGGAAAAGACACUGUUGAUAUAAAUAAACAGCUACUGGAAGUCAUACGUCCCUAUGUGGCUAGGCUUUCUGCAGUUGGACUUCUCCAAAAUCGAGACUACAAGACUUUCAGCCCUCCAGAUUUACUUAAUUCAAGGGAAAAAUUUCGCCAAGCACCUCCACCAGAACUUCCCCAGAGCAAGUAUGGAGAAAUUGAAGCUUACUUUGCUGGUCUUAUCACUCUUUAUCACAUCCAUAAGCUACUUUCCAGUCAUGGAAUAAGGCCAGCAUACGAAAUGCUGGCAGAAAAGUUGAAACAAGGGUCAUUUGCAAGACUGAUGAGUAAAAAUGAAGACAUUAGAAAAGUAAAACUUUCGAUGCAGCAAAGCUUAUCUCAUGGAGCUCCUAGUCCCAAAUUGUCAAAACUGUUGGAAGUGUUGGUGGACCAUUUCAAAACAAAGGAUCCACAGAACUCAAGGGUAAUAAUUUUCUCCAAUUUUAGAGGAAGUGUAAGGGAUAUAAUGAAUGCACUGGCUAACAUUGGGGAUCUAGUUAAGGCAACAGAGUUUAUUGGUCAAAGCUCAGGAAAAGCGUUGAAAGGCCAGUCGCAAAAAGUUCAACAGGCUGUCUUGGAGAAAUUUCGAGCUGGCAAAUACAAUGUUAUUGUUGCCACAUCAAUUGGUGAAGAAGGCCUGGAUAUCAUGGAAGUGGAUCUUGUAAUAUGUUUUGAUGCUAAUGUGUCACCAUUAAGAAUGAUCCAGCGAAUGGGAAGAACUGGAAGGAAGCAUGAUGGACGAGUUAUAGUUUUAGCUUGUGAAGGGUCUGAAUUGAAGGGUUAUAUGCGAAAACAAGCGAACGGCAGGACCAUUAGGAAACAUAUGCGUAAUGGGGGGAUAAAUAGCUUUGAUUUCCAUUCUAGCCCAAGGAUGAUUCCCCACUUUUUUAAACCAGAAGUCCAAUUUGUUAAGCUGUCAAUUGAACAAUACAUUCCCCGGGGAAAGAAAGUGAAAGAUGAUAGUGCGAUCCAGACACCUGUUUUCAGAGCCAAAUUAAAUGUUGCGGAAGCUGCUUUAAUUGCCAAGUACUUUGAACCCACCAGUGAACAAUCUUGGAGACCAUCUCUUAUUGCCUUUCCUCAUUUCCAGGCAUUUCCCUCAAGAGUGCAUAAAGUAAUGCAUUCUUAUAGAACAGACAUGCUGAUUGAUACAAUGCAAUACUUGCAAAAUCUAUCAUUUUCAAGGGAAAGCAGAGCUUUAUUUACGGAGGGUGAAAUUGCUUCAGCAGGUAAGUGCAUGGGAAUUGGGACUGUUGAAGAAGAGGAUAAUGAUAAGGAUCCACCGACUUGGGAUGAAUCUCCAACUACCAAGUCACAGAAAAAAGUAGUGGAUUCUGAUGUUUCGUCCCCAAGGUCCUUGAGAACCAAGGAGCAUAAUAUGCUGGAUCUCCAAGGCCAAAGUCCAGCAGCCCAUUCCUAUCUUUUUGGUUCAGAAUUUGUGUCUGUAGAUACUCUUGGAAAGGUCAUAAUUUCGUCUGUCCCAGUAUUUCCAUUAAAAGAGGCACCACAAACUAAUUGUAAAAGUACUAGCACUACUGUGCUGCUUAAUUGCUUGAAGCCAAUUGCUUGCCAUUUGAAGAAUCCAGGAAAAAAUUACAAGGAGCAGGCUAUGCAAGGCAAGUCUAGUCCAAGCAUAAUACCAUCUUGGGCUCAGUGUGAAACAAAUGUGGCGUUGGUAAUAACUAAAUCUGAUCUCCAGCCAGAAAAAACACUGGAUCAGGUUGAAAAGAUUCCUGAGACUCCAGUGUUGAAGAAAAUAAUUUUAAAUGGAGAUUGUGUUGCUGAAUCACUUGGUUGCUUGCAAAUUAAGCUGCCAUCUUUGCAAGCUGUUGAAAAUGAUAAUAAUGAACUGAGUCCCAGGUUAUCGAAUAUGAUCCAGAGUGGUUUUGUUCCGGAAUCUCCAAUCAAUGAUAUUGGACUGUUGAAUGGCAAAGGAAGGAAUGAGUUUUCGGUUUCAGAUGUGUCACCCAUGAAAUUGUGUGCUGAACCACUGUCAAAGUCUCAAAGCCCAAGCAAAAAUGAUAUCGCAAUCAGCAGUAGUUCCUGUAAAAGAGAUGGUUCCAUAUCUUCUUUUAAUCAUGAAUUUCAAACUCCUAUACUGAAGGAGAAUAUAGCCAGAAGAGAUGGAUGUACCUCGAUUUCUCCACUUGCUGAAGAAACGAAUACUCCCGUUGUAAAUCUCACCAAAAAUAGCAUUAGCAAAGAUUGGAUUCCGAGUUCUGCAGAUAAGUCAGAAAAUGUUGAACCAGUACGUAAGUUUAAGAGAUUGCGGAAAAUUGGAGAUGUAGACAGAAAUAGGAAUCCAGAAGGCAACAAAGAAAAAUCUUUAGCCCCUAUAACAAACCUUGACAGAUCCUUUUCUUAUCUCAGUCCUAACCAAAUAAAGGACCAUAAAGGUAAAAGGAAGCUAGGUGGCAAAGUCAGGACCUUCAUUGAGGAGGAAGCAGAGGUGUCUUCUGAAGCUGAAAUGUCUGAUGAUGAGGAAGAUGACCCAGGCAAUAGUUCUUAUGAUGAUAGUUUCAUAGAUGACAGGACAAGUCCCACAGCAGCAAGUACUCAAGCUGAAACUAGUAGAGUCGACAUGAUGGCAGUUUACAGGCGUUCUUUGCUCACCCAAUCACCAAUGGAGAGGGAAUCAAAUUCUUAUAUCACUAUUACACCUGAUGGUGGGACUUCCAUGAGCAGAAUGAACGAAAGCAAAAGCUCCUCAGUCAAGGCAUCAUGUUCUUUCCAGACCCCUGUACCUGAUUCUGCAAAUAAUCCUGCUAGGAGAGAUGCAGAUUCCUUUCCCUAUAGCGACAGGAUGUCAGCAGCAAUCCCUUGUAUAACCACUCAUUCUAUGAGGGAAAAUGAGAGGGAGCUGGAAUCCAAGAAAAGGAAAUUAAGUUUUUGUCAUCCUGGAUCUAUCCCAGUGAUCAACUUAGAGCAAAAAUUCUCUCAGCAAUCAGAUUCUGACAGAAAUGAACCAUUCCAGCAGGGUCCUGCAGAAAAUUUUGAUGACAGUGAAGUACUUCAUGAUGAUCUAUUCUUUGCAAAUCUUGAUCUUGAUGCUGUGGAGGCACAAGCUACCAUGCUUCUCAAACAUAGAUCAGAAUUAUCAUUACAGAAGCAGGAUACAAUUCCAAAUUCCAAUGCACAAAAUUUUGAACUUCAGAGUUCUCCAUCAUUUGAUCUUGGGAUAUGGUAAUUUAGAGGUAAAUCUUUAUAAUUUCCUCCCUCAAGCAUGUUGCUGAAGAAUCCGUUCAAGCAAAACGGCCAAUCAAACUCUGCCAGUUCUUUUUUUUUUUUUUUUGGUCAUAGAAUAGGUAGAAUGCAAUGCAACGUAAUUUAUAUAAUAGAUUAUGUCAGUGCAAAAAAGAAAUUAUGUACAGCCCCAUGUAUAGAAGGAUAGGUAGCCAUCCAUUGUAUAGAAACAUUAUACCAGAAAUUCCAUGUUCAUAAAAGAAAAUUGAUGCAGAAUCGAACUUGUAAGGUAAAAUUUUCCUUUCGGGAAUUUGUCCACAGCAAAAAUGAAUAAAUAAAUAAUUCAAAUAAUCUU